Messenger RNA from Striga hermonthica, 258 nucleotides. The record is from the annotation of a GenBank genome assembly. Lineage: Eukaryota; Viridiplantae; Streptophyta; Magnoliopsida; Lamiales; Orobanchaceae.
AUGGAGUGGUGGCACAAGGUGGUUUUCCCUGUUCGGAGAGUUUGGUGCGCUGUCUCUGCUCGCGUCAGGGCUCGCAAAAACGGUGGUGGGCUUUUGAAACUUCACGAUGACAUCCAAACAUGUGGAUACGAGGAUGUACAGAUCAUGUGGGAGAUGUUGAGUAGGACGGAACCGAAAGUGAUUUCGGGCCACACGAAACGGAGAAACCGGUGGCUUUGUAGGAAUCUUGGUACCUUGUCAGCCAAUCAAGCUCACUGA